Molecule: messenger RNA, 7941 nt
Organism: Guillardia theta CCMP2712
Lineage: Eukaryota; Cryptophyceae; Pyrenomonadales; Geminigeraceae
Exons: 12
Coding region: 1-7941 (2646 amino acids)
Source: RefSeq, a predicted model, not a curated record
AUGGCCACGUUCGGAUUCCAAAGUCAAGCCUCAGUACCUGCAAGCACAGGAGGGUCAGGGCAACAGACUUAUCACAAGGCCAUUGAGUCUUUGCAUUCCCUUCUGUUUCAGUUCUGCAGAAGCAACAAAAUCAAGUCAAACUUUCGAACUCCAAGGCAGGUUUUGUAUUACCUACAAGCCCUCGUGUCCAAUGUGCUGCACUCAAAGAGUCCGAGCUCAGAAGAGGACAGGUCAUUCGAGUACUGGGAAAGGCUGAGAGAUCAUCUCCUUGUUCAGAACGAUGGUUCAGCAGGCCUGCUGGACCGAUUGUUGUCAUGCUUAGAGGCAGUGACAGCGUCUAUUCAAACUAGGGAGAUCAGCGAUGAAGAUGCUUCCAGCUAUGUCCGAAUGUCGAGGGCCAUGUCCGACGAUGUCCUCUUGCUUAACACAACGGGCUUGGGCUGUGACCUGAGGCGAUCGAGGGACAAGAGCUCGCUGCAUGCUGGGAUAGUGCAGAUUGAGUGCCUUCAGGUUCAAACGCAAUUGUUCAUUUUGUUGGCAGGCAUUUCGCGGGCUUCAUGGCGAAUCAGCGAUUGGUUGAACGAUGAACAUUGCCCGAAAAGUGUCAGCAAGUCAAAAAACAUGGAGCACUGGCACGAAGAACUCGGCUACUUCCCUUUCAUGUACAAGAAAUUCUUCGCGAUCUCCUCUGCAUCGGCAGGAACUUCACAGAAUGGUUUGUUGUCAAAGAUUUAUCUGCAAUCGCUCUGCACUUUCGGUGAAGAGGACCCAAUCCUUCUUGAUAGUCUCAGGUCGAAGCUUUACGAUUCUAUCAAAUUUUCUUUACUGUGCACAUUGGAUAUUCGAUUUUCCUCUGCCGUGGGUCAAAGCUUUGACUUACCAGCACUUGGGAUAAAGGGAGCUGAGUCGAAGUGGUGCGGGAAGAGUUCUCCGCUUCCAGCUGAAGUCCUGAUUUCCUUCUUCUUGUGUCACUGCUUGAAUAUCGUCGAGUUUGUCAGCGCGACAGACUCGAUUUCAGAUAGAAAUUCGCCGACCUUUCAAUGUUCACAAACAUGUGCAAUGGCCGUCGAGUCCUUGGUUCGCAAGGGAUUUGAUCCAUCGGGUGGAAACUGGAAGGUUGAAAACUGUAAAGUUGGCAAUGACUGCUGCUUGACUGGUGACAUCUUCUCAAAUGAUCCUCAAAUGUCUGAUAUCCUGGAGCUGUACACCAAAUUCAUGAUGCAAGGCUUUGAGUGCAUCUCCUCUACAGUCGAAACAACCUGGCUGCUUGCUGGGAACGAGAAGUUCUCGGACAGUGUUGAUGACAAGUCAUGGGAGAGUGAUUGGGAGGAAUCGUACAACAAGUUUUACAGGGAAUCAUUGAUUGAAGCCAUUCCUGCCAUAUUUAACGGCAUCAAAUACCUGAAGGCCCGCUGCUCGUCUUUCUAUGAUCGCUUCCUUGGCGAACCUCAAAGCUCGCCACAGGUAAAGGAUCUCAUCCUGGGAGCUGUCGACGAGGCUCUGUGCUCCGUGCUCGGCGGAUGGAACGAAUAUCUGCUAAGCGAAUAUCUUGGAAGUUCGUUGGAUGCACUUGGAGGAGAAACUAACAAGAUAUCGACGUCGGCCCGGUGGCGAAGCUUGCUGCUCAUCAUUCAAGAAGCUUCCGCAUGUCAAGACAGCCGUUUCAGAAAAGAGAACAACUUCUCCAACCCCGCCGGAUUCCUCGGGUAUCAUGCAGACGCCCCGCAGUAUGUGACCACCCUCAACAUGGCUUUCGCUCUUCAUCGGUGGAUAGCCGGCGUUGACGGUAUCCCCCUCCCCACACAUCGCAGCGACUUCCUCAACGAGGUCCUCCUCACUUCGAUCGAACAGUUCUGUAACCGUUGCGAAAGCAUCGAUACUCAGCUGCAAAACCUCUCUUUUCACCCAUCCAGCAGGGUUGCAGCACCCAGAUUUCUCGUCGAGAUAUCAAGAAGGCUGGCCUUCUGCUGGGAGUACGUCGAGAGCUGCGUCGUCAUACGGGAGAUCGAGAUCAACCUCUCCAAUCGUCUCUCACGGACUCUCAGUGCCGUCUCGUACGUGUCUGCCCAGCAACUCCUCAUCUCCAAAGAUUUGAUCAGCUCACAAGAGGAGCUGGCCCGACAGGGUUGGCGCGACGUCCUUGUCAACACCCUCAAGUCGAUAGGAUGGUACGUGCACCAUGCCGAGCUCUCGGGGUCGCACGAUGAAGCCGUUGCGCUGCUAGAGGACAUCGGGGGAUGGAGUGGUUCAGGUCAGGAGCUGUACGAAAGGCAGCAGCAAUGGAGCUCUUCUCAGCGUAGCGACAGCCAGGGAGGGUUUCAACGACUGCUUGCUCAGAUCCUGCACUGGGAGCUUGAGAACCGAAUGGUGGUAAACAGAAGCCCGAUCUCCUUCGCAGUGGCUGCGUUGACAGAGAGAGUCUACUGGGCUAGCAAGAUGUAUUUCUCGGGGACGGGCCUUAGGAACCAGGAGCUUGAGAACGCAGGGGGAGACACGAGCGUGCUUGAGGUGGCCAUGACUGAGGGUUUGACGACGAAUGCUUGUGUGGUGUUGGCAAAAAUCGAAGAUACUUGGUCUCGCCCGGAGAGGCAGGAGAGAUGUGAAUGGACUAUCAGAUCUGACGACUCGCAGUCGACCUGGGGUUGGUUUACCCCCUACCCUGUGUGUGCGAAGCAGGGGUCAGUUGCCUAUCACAGUGUAUUGCCGUUGGUUCGCCUUUGUGUUGAGAUCAUUCUCCCAAAUGUCAGUCGUUUGUACGGUGUGAGCACGCUAGAAGAAGCCCUCGAGCGAAACUUUACCUCUUAUGAAGAGCAGUCUUUCAUGAUUUUCAACUACCACAGGAGCAAGGACACGCUGCCUUGGGUCGCCCGUAUCCUCAAGGUCAUUCACGCCAUCUUCGGGAUUCAAGACCGACCGGAUCUUCACAUCUCGGUGUUUCGGUGGCUUGAGAGGGACUCAGGCCCUUGUACCAACUUGCUGAAACUUGUCGACUCGCUCUACAACCCGGCCGGCACAGCCUGGAAGACCUACAACCGGGGUCUAGACGCAGUCGCAUGCUCCAUCCUGUCCAUCUUAGAGCGUAUCAUCCUGUGCCGCUCGGACCAGCAGGUGUCUUGCAACGAUCGGAAUGUGGAGUUUGCCUGCCUGUACCUUGCGGCUCCUAUGGUUCAGUCAAUGCUCCACUCCUCUCCUCCCAUUGGCCUCCCUACGCUCUUGCAGUCUCAGCACCUAUCGCCCAAGUUGCCACAGGCUGCCUCGCGAGUUCUCUCGCUGGUCUGUAGGCUCGACCUGCGGCCUCACACGAUCAGGCAAAGUUGGGAGAAGAGAGAAGAAGAGCACAAGCAGGCCCUGGAGAACGAUGCCGUCGCUCACGGAGUUGAGACGGGGAAAGUCGGGCAGGUCACAGACGACUCGCUGACGUUGCAGUCGGAUGCCAACGACGCUGACUGCUUCUACAAUGGCUGGACCAUUGAAAUCGUCAACGGCAAGGGAAAGAUGCAGAGUGCCCGACGGAUUGCGACGUAUGAUGGAAAGUCACGUAAGGCAACCUUGUCAAAACCGUGGAAGCAGGACGUCGAAAAACCUGAUGGGACUAGUCAGUAUCGGCUGACGCCUCCUAAGAAUGCGCACACCAGGCGGGAGCUCAUUGACAUUGCGACCUGCCAUGACGAGCCCGUCGACACGAGGGUCUCGAUCCUCGCCGAGUCCUUGAAGCCAGCCAACGAGCUCUCGUCGCUUGCGGGAUGCGUCAAGGACGUGAGCGAGAGGUCAAUCACGCUAGACGAGACUGCAAAACAGGUCGAUGGUUAUUACAACGGCUGGAUCGUCGAGAUUCGCAGCGGAAAGGGCUACAUGCAGCCUCCCCUUGUCAUCAACGCCUAUGAGGGCCUGACGCGCAAGGCGACACUCAGCAGGUCCUGGGACUCGAAGGUUGAGAUGCCUGACACUUCCAGCCACUACCUGCUGUCCAAGCAGCUUCAGCUGAGGCGGAUCAUCAAGGCAUUUCUGCAUCCCGACAUCGCGUUCUCGGGGGGGUCUGCGAUCAGCGAGCAGGAACUGAACAGACUCAAAGUCCUCGAGCACAGCCUCAUGCUGAUCCAGACCAUCUGGACAUGUGCGCCUGAGGAGCGAGCUGGGAUAGUGCAGGGCUUCUCUGAUCCAGAUUGCCUGAUCUGGGGGCUGAGCUCGCCCUAUCACACGGAGAUUUACAACAAGACAGGGCAGAGGAGGAGCUACAAGGUGAGGCUGCACGUGAAGGAUGGCUCCAGGCGUUGCUACCAGGUGUUUGCCGCCCCCGAGGAUCCUUUCAUUCAAGAGGUAAGAUCCGGCUCCAAGCUCAAUGGCACCCCCGACGAACAGGCCAAGAAGAUCACUCUAUCCCCGCAGAGCAGCGACAAGGUGCUCGGAUCCUUGAAGGGGGAUGAGAAGUCGCAGCGGGAGCAGGAGGCGAGCUUCUGGGAGACGCUCGUGAGGCUCAUCCAGGGCGGCAACGACUCCCUGCUGACCGAACUCAAGGUUGACUACGUGGACGAUCGGACGGAGGGGCAGGUGGUGAGGGUGAAGAUGCCCAAAGCUCUGAAGCGAGCUCCUCUUCCCAUCUUAGACUGUUCCUCCAAGGAAGGCAACCCUCUUAUCGAGUUCCUCACUGACGCGUCUGUGCUAACGACGAUUCUUCGAGAAGAGGCAUGCGUACAUGGAGACACUGCCCGACAGAUGUUCUCUAGCCUCCGAUACUUCCUUGAUCCCGACGUGGGCACUGACAACGUCGACCGCAUCCGGCUGGAGCUGCGGGUGGUGGACGUCUGCAUCCAAGAGAUCGAAGGGAAGGGAUACGACAUGAGCGAGUGCAUCGACAGCGCUCUGUCCAGCAUGUGGAACAGGCUCAAGUUCAAACUGGAGUUCGUGGAUAUGGACGGACACCCUGCGAAGAACAGCGAGGGGAAGAUGAAGAAAUUCUGGAACCCUGUCCCUCUCCCUUACAUCCUCUUCAAGUACCUCUACGAGUCGAUGCUGAGCUCUCUUGCUGGGACCCGAGUAGAGCCCAUCGAGCGCCUGUGGCGGCGACCGGCCGACCUAAUGGAAAGUUCUCUGUGGCAGCCGCUGUGUGUCGCCGAUGCGAUCGAGAGCAUUUGCAGGAGAAGUCACAUCGAAGCUCUCGCCGUCUCAAUCUGCGCGAUGCAUGUGGAGGAUCACCAUGUCGACUCUUCCUUCGCCAAGUCAGCCGACGAGGAGAGGAAGAAGCUGGUGCAGACGAUCGCAAGGAGAGCGGUCUUCGAGCUGUCUAACAUCUCCUCCUACCACAACCCGCCCCAGAGCCUGGAGAUCAUGGCCGAAAACCCCAGGAGGAGUCAGUUCGACUACGACGCUUGCUCGCUCAAGAACGAAGUUCUGCUCCACGGCAUGCAGCGAGUCUCGAUGAACCUCCGGGGCAGCCGAGAGAGCCUGACGCACAGCGACAGGGUCGAGCAGAAACUUCAAGCCAUGUUCGACUUCUCAGAAGACUGGUACUUCGACACCAAACACGCCCGUGACGUCUCUAGUGGGCAGCUGGAGAAGGUUGCCUGCGGGUUGAACCAAGACCAGGCUGUGCAUGACCUCAAGUGUCUUUUGACCAUCUCCUAUUGCAAGUUCCUGCAGGCCGCUGCCUGCCGCUGCCCGAGCGACCUUCUCCACACUCUCAACGAUCACGACGGGCUGAUGCUGACUCGCCUCCUCUCAGCGCUCUGCAACCGCCUGGUCAUGCUGAACCACAUGAGAGGUCUGAGCGGCGACCUCGAGGUGAAGACGGAGAUUGGCAGGACAUUGUCAGUCAUCAUCCACUGCGGGUGGCCGCUGCACCCUCAGAAGAACAUGGUGAAGGCAGCUAGUCACCUGCCAGCAGUCAACCUGCUGUCCAAGGUGACCGACGCUCUCUGGAUGGAGUGCAAGGGGAAGGCGGAAUUUGUUGGGACGGUAGCAGAGCAGAUCGAGAGCAACGAGCAGAGGUCGCUCCUUUACGACGUGCUGGUCGACGCCAGCCUGCGGCUCCUCAUCCACGUCCAGGACAUGAUCACUCUUGACUCGGUCACGCUCGCCACGUCCAACGAUGACAAGUCAAGGAAGUCCGACGAGGAGACUGCGGGUGAAGUGGCGCUGCUUUACGACCUCGUCCUGGUCCGCCUGAGCUCCAUCGUGUGCGAGAAGCUUCAGAGUGGCGACUUGUCGGGCCCUGUGGCUCGCAAGUCCUGCACGCUCCUCGCUGUCAUUAUCCGCCUGUGCAAAUGGUCAGACCCUGUUCACUGGCAGUCCAUGCUUGGUCAGGCCUUUUGGACGCAGACCCCCGGGCUCUUUUCCUGGAUCUCAGGAGUUUCGCUGCAGGGCAGCAGCGGCGGUCGCAUGGCCAUGGAAGGAUCCGACCUGAUGUCCAGCAAGGACGCAGCUCUAGACGCGCUCGCAGCCCUCGAGGUUAUCACUGAAGUCGCGCAGAACCUGCAGGGGGCCCAGCUGCUGGCCAAAUUCUCCUUCAUGCUCGCCCUCCGCGAGUCUCCGCUGCACACCAAGAUCGUCCGGUGGGACGCGGAGCAGCUUCGGUUCUACGUGGGCAGCGGAAACUCGCGGGGAAGGAACAUCUGGCAUCAGGUCUGGUGCCAGUCGCUUCAAGCUGUGCUGCUGCUGAGCCUUAAGCUGAAAACCCGCGAAGACUUUCUGCACGAGCUGAUCGCGUUUGUCGUCAACUACCAGGAGCGACUCACACGCGUCCUAACGCUCGCGCUUGACCUCCGGCGAGACGUGAGGGCUCACAGGGAGAGCAGGAGCAGCGGGAACGACGCGGCGGCCAUGAACGGCGGUGGGAUCCUGCACGGGACGUCUACGAUGCAGCAGGAGAUGCAGGACGUGGAGGUCGGCAAACUUCCUUCCCUCGCCCUCCUUGAGGAAGCGAAGCUGUGGACCGCGAUCCUCCUGCGACUGGCCAGCAAGUGUACCUUGUGGUCGUCACAAGUGCCGAAGCUGACGCAGCUGCUGCUCGAGCUGAUCCCGGAGGUGGUCGCCAACCUCUCCGACUGCCUCAAGCUCUGGCGAGACGACACGAGCAAGUUUAAUCAGCGGUUCCGCCCCGUCUCCCACGAGGAGCAGGCGCAAGCGCGCAUGGAGACGAACAAGAGCCGAGACGGGCAGGUGUGGGAGGAGCCGAGCUUGCAGUCAAAGACCGUCCUCGACGAGCAGAUCCGCGACACCGUCCUCCUCCUCCAGUUCCUUCACACGGGGAAGAAAGAAGAGACCGAGAUCCCGAGGCAGCAGGCGCUGCUCAAGUACUCAAGGCAGCGAUGCCUAUUCGAUCAGAAGCUGGUAGACACUCUCUUUCUCCUCAUUCACAACUGCCUGCGCAUCAUGUGCUGCUUUGGCGACAAGAUCAGCCCCUUCGUCGACAGGACCGCGCAGAGGUUUCGCUCCAAGGAGGGGGACGUGAACUGUUACAGCUCCUCCUCCUCCUUCGCCGCCGUCUCCUCCUCCUCGUCUCCCCUGCGAUGCUCCCUGGGAACUCUGACGCUGGCGACCGAGUGCUCUGUUUCUUUCCUUCAGUUCAUCAUUCAGCUGGAGUCCCAGUGUGAAGUCCACGGGCCGAAGAUGAAGGAGGAGGGCGGAGAGUUUCAUGCUCAGUUCUUCGCGCUCGAGCACAGGAGGAAGAUGCUGAUGCGGACUUGCGAGUGCUGCGCCAUCCUGCUCGGGAAGCUCACGGCUGAUAGCGACAUACGGGAUUCAUGCUUCGACCUCUACACCCUCAAGGGGAUGAUGAUCCCGCAGGACAUGCCGGGGGAGCUCACGGUGACGGUGAUGAGCAGGAGAGGGGAUGCGGGCGCGAGGACUCUGCGGGUGAACAUUCCCAAGCACGUGGAGGGGAGCGUGAAGAGAACGAUUGUCUACAUGCGGACGGCGAUGAGGGCGAUCUUCGACUAUUUGUGA